AUGGGAGUACGCACUGCCUUCUCAUCAAUGGAUCCAACCAAGACGCAGCAGCGAGAAAACGAGGAUGAUGAUGAUAACGAGGUAUAUAAAAAUAGGUCGUCGCCACAUAAAAUAUUAGAGAUUAAGACGACUGAUGGUCAGAAGAAAGAAGAAGACACCGAGAAACAAAAGAAGGAGGAGGACUUGCUGUCUGAUGAUGAUGUCAUAUUCGCUUGCUUUACGCACGGUUGCCUCUUUUUGAGUUUAUUUCUGAUUGUCUUUUCGCUGUUUUUCUAUUAUCUGUCUCUGCGGCCCUAUUCUGGUGAUGACGUCAGGGUGGGUGUGGCAUUUGUUGCGUCUGCUUGCUACCUUUUAGGUGCCGAGAGUGCUUGGCUUUUGGGGACUUUGAUAUGCAGCUACGUCGACAACCGCUUUAAACGGCCAAAGAAGGUUGAACCUGCAUGGAUUUUUCCUGUUGUUUUAAUCGCCAUUUAUAGUAUUGUUUAUUUUUUCAUUAUUUACUAA
This is a messenger RNA of Ilex paraguariensis (yerba mate), 504 nucleotides long. The record is from the annotation of a GenBank genome assembly. NCBI's taxonomy places the organism in Eukaryota, Viridiplantae, Streptophyta, Magnoliopsida, Aquifoliales, Aquifoliaceae.